AUGAAUUUCCUUUCCCCUAAUGACCAUCUCCCAAGGAAUGAUUCUAAUGGAUCAACUUGUGAAAUCCAAGAUGGCUUUCUUGCAGGGACUCUGCCUGUGAUGUACUCAGUCAUCUCCACAUUUGGUUUCUUCAGCAACAUGCUGGCCCUCUGGGUGUUCCAGUUUGGCACACAGAAGACAAACUCCAUCACGGUGUACAUGAAGAACCUUGCCAUCUCAGACCUCUUGCUUGCCCUCUGCCUGCCCUUCCGGGCUGCUUAUCAAAAUGAGAGUGGCCCUCCCAUCCUGUGCAAAGUGGUUGGCACAGUCUUCUAUAUCACCAUGUACAUCAGCAUCCUGCUCCUCAGCCUGAUCUGCCUGGACCGCUACCUGAAGAUCAUCUGGCCCCUCCAGCAGUUCCGGAUCCACAAAGUACCUCACAGCACUUCUGCCUCCAGAAUGGUAUGGCUGCUCUGCAUUGCCAUAAUGCUGCCAUACUUUUUCAACAAGGGCAACAGCAACGACCCCUGCAGCCACAAAUGCUUCCACUUCAAGAAGAGAGGAGCUCUGGCAGCAGUGCUCAACAUGACAGCAGUGCUCCUUUUCUUCUGCCUGUUGCUGUUUUUCCUUUACUCUUACAGCAAAAUCUCUCUUAAGCUCCACACAGCAUCCUUAAGGAAAAGUAAGCGGGUUAGCAGCAGAGCCACUCUGAAGAUCUCUGUGGUCCUGCUCGUCUUCACAAUAUGCUUUGCCCCCUACCACGUGGUCCGAGUGCCUUACAUCUUUGCCCAGGUAGGGGUCUUUUCUGCUGCAGAGAGUGUUCAGGCCCUCCACUUUGCCAAUGAAGUUGUCCUUUGCAUCUCAGCCCUCAACUGCUGCUUCGACCCCAUUAUUUUCUUUUUUCUGUCCAGCAAUUUCAAGAGGGCUCUGCUGGCAGCCACCCAUGGAAAACUGAAAGGAGCUCUUCAGAAGAACCCAGACAUGUCAGGCAACAGAAAAUCCAUCACAAACUCCAGAUUGCAGGACAGCUGA
Messenger RNA from Podarcis lilfordi (Lilford's wall lizard), 1011 nucleotides. The record is from the annotation of a GenBank genome assembly. NCBI's taxonomy places the organism in Eukaryota, Metazoa, Chordata, Lepidosauria, Squamata, Lacertidae.